This is a messenger RNA of Galleria mellonella (greater wax moth), 1044 nucleotides long. It is a transcript of the gene THG, whose product is annotated as probable tRNA(His) guanylyltransferase. Gene Ontology annotation, biological process: tRNA modification. The transcript is spliced from 2 exons. Gene Ontology annotation, molecular function: magnesium ion binding; tRNA guanylyltransferase activity. The coding region runs from base 100 to 1017 and encodes 305 amino acids. The record is from RefSeq and is a predicted model, not a curated record. NCBI's taxonomy places the organism in Eukaryota, Metazoa, Arthropoda, Insecta, Lepidoptera, Pyralidae.
GUGACAGUUCUUCAAUAUAAUAUACUUUAUUAAUUAUUACUUCCUACCUGAAUUUGAAUUUAAAUAUUUUAAUUUAUUAUUUACUUCCAAUUAACUUUAAUGUCGUUAAUUUUUAAUAGAGAAAUUUUAUUUAAAACAAUAUUAAUUAAACGUAGUAAUAAAUUGACUACCUUCAAAAUGGCAAAAAGUUCUUUUGAAUAUGUUAAAAUGUUUGAAUUAGAUGACACCUUAUUACCCAAUUCGUGGAUUGUUGUAAGACUCGAUGGAAAAUGUUUUCAUAAAUUUUCUGAAGAUCAUGAUUUUUCAAAACCCAAUGAUAUAAGAGCUCUUAGAUUAAUGAAUUAUGCUGCAUUUAGUGUAUUUAAAGAAUUUCAUGAUUUAUUAAUGGCAUUUGGACAAAGUGAUGAAUAUUCUUUCAUAUUUAAAAAGCAUACGACUCUGUACAAUCGUCGAGCAUCUAAACUACUUACUACAAUAAACAGCAAAUUUUCUUCAUCAUAUGUGUAUUAUUGGAGCAAAUUUUUUGGCACAUACAAUCUAAAAUAUCCACCAACAUUUGAUGGCCGUAUUAUUUUGUAUCCAUCUGAUGAAAACUUAAUUGAUUACAUGAAAUGGAGACAAGCAGAUGUUCAUAUAAAUAACUUAUAUAAUACAACUUUUUGGAAUCUUGUAUUAAAAGGAAAUAUGAGCCCCACACAGGCAGAAAAACGCUUAUGUGGCACUGUCUCAGCUAACAAAAAUGAAAUAUUAUAUAAUGAGUUUCACAUAAAUUACAAUAAUGAACCUGAUAUUUAUAAGAGAGGAACAUUACUACUUAGAAAAAUUAUAAACAAUCAAGAUACAAAUAAAACAUAUACAGUAAUUGUGGAUAUUCAUGAUGACAUGCUAAAAGAGAUUUUCUGGAAAGAACAUUCAACUUUAUUAACAGUUAAACCAUCAAAACAAAAUUUUAUACAUAUAGGUCCAAUUACAGAUAUUAUUGAAGAACAGCUAAAACUGAAAGAGCCAUCAGAAUAAAAUAAAUCUUUGACAUAGUAAUUCUUA